CAAGACCUUCUCUCCACGCGUCUAUUCCCCAACCUUCACUCUAAUUUUAGAACCCAAACUCUUCUUCACCUUCCAAUGUUCUCAUUGCGCUGGUUGGUUGGUUGAUUUGGCUUUCCUCGCAAAUUUCGGGUAUACUUCUCUCAAUCCUCUUUAUAUUAGAAUUUGCUUCUCUGAAUUGGACACUGUUGCAUUGAUUCAAUUUCAACCCAAGUUUGGAUUUUUAUGCUGCUUCAGACUUUAAGAAAUUAUUGAGGGCUGCAUUGUUUCAAUUCCACCCCAAAGUUGAGUUUUUUAUGGUUUUGCUACUUAGAAAAAUUGAGGGCUGUAUUGUUCCAGUUUCACCCAAGUUUGGAUUUUUAUGAUUCUGGUGCUUAGAAACUUUGAGGGGAUUUGUUGUUUCUGUUCUGGGUUUUGUUUUUCUGAUUCGUAGCUGUCUGUUUGGGGCUUUAGGAUGGCUUUGAAUCUGUCUAGUGGCUCAGUUUUGCCCAAGUAUUCUUCCCCAGAGCAUAGUUUGUGUUCAUCUGUUAGGUGCUCUGAUGGGUAUGUGAGGGAUCAAUGUAAAGAGAAGAGUCUGGAUGGUGGUGCAUCGAGUUCGAAUUCGGAUUUGAAGAAAAAGAAGAGUGCACUUUACAAGGGUGAGUUGGGUGGCUAUUGUGAGCCAUCUGUUGAUGAUAUACUUGAUAGGUUGCCUGUUGAUCCCUUUGGGAUGGAUAUGAGGUCUACUUUUACGGCGAUUAGUGGUUGGCUUGAGGAUUUUGAGAAGGGGUGUGAGUCUUAUGGGUUUAGGGUGGAUGAGCACAAGAAGAAGAAGGUGGUGGAUGGUGGGUUGUUGGCUGGUCUGAAUUGGGUUUGGGAUAGUGCUGUGAUAUUUCAGCCGGAACUGAGUGAGGUGAGGUCUGAUGGGAUAUCGAUUCCAUAUGAUAGCUUUGAUGGGUUUGGGAUCAGUGAUGGGGGUUUUGUAUUGGACGACAAUGUGGAGGAGUUACUGGGUUUUGGCCAUGUGGUGAACUUGGAUGUUAGUUAUGGAACUAAGGAACUAUCAGUUGGAACUGUGGAAAGGCCGGAAUGUAGCACAAAUAUUGUUGACAGUGAAGGGGCCGCUCCACAUGAUGCUAUGUUCUAUGCAUUAAGUUAUCUUGGUGUUCAGGAUCUUCUUUCGGUUGAACAGGUUUGCAGGUCGUUAAAUCAUGCAGUCAAAAGUGACCCUCUUUUAUGGAGGAGCAUUAACAUUGAUUGGCCGUUGAAUGAGAGGAUCACCGAUGAUGCUCUUAUAUAUAUAACUAGCAGGGCUCAGGGUAAUCUUCAAACCUUAAGUCUAGUGCAUUGUGCAUGGAUCACCGAUUUCGGGCUGCAUCACAUGUUUGACAGCAAUCCAAGGCUGACAAAAUUAAGUAUUCCAGGAUGUAUAAAAAUAAGUAUUGAGAGCAUCUUAUCAAACUUAAGAACCUUGAAGUCCGCAGGCAAACCUGGAAUAAAGCACUUGAGAAUUGGAGGUCUGUCUGGUAUAACAGACAAGCAGUAUGAAGAGUUAACAUGCUUGCUCAGUGAAGGUAACCAUAUUCAGGUUAAAGCCCCAAAACCACGGUAUUUUCAUGGCGGGCUAUCGUAUCUCUCUUGUGAUGAUGAUUGUGCCAUCGACAUUGAAGCAUGCCCCAGGUGCCAGAGACUGAGUUUAGUUUAUGAUUGCCCAGCAGAGAGUUGCCAAGGAAAACACCAGGAAGGUCAGAUGUGCAGGGCUUGCAUACUCUGCAUAACUCGCUGUAUUAGUUGUGGGUGCUGCCUUGGAGACUGUGAUUAUGUGGAGACAUUUUGCCUACAGUUGCUUUGUUUGGAAUGUUUGGAGAACCUACUCAGCUAUCAAGAGAGACAUGGAGAAAAAGAUGCUCCGAAAUAUGCCAUAUUUUGUCAGGAGAGCAAAUAUGAAUUUUGCCUUUUUGGUUAAUGGGGAAGGACAAUGCUGCAUUUUGGUGUACUGUUGGUUCUGGUUUGGAAUUUUGAAGGUUUUUUCUGUUCGGAAAAUAAGCGGAAGCUUGGCUGAGGAUUUUUAUCACCAUGAGGAAAUUUUGUGAAGGAAAAUGGAAAAGUGAAGAUGAUGAAAUGAAAAUUAAUAUAGAAAGAAAACAGAAGUGAGGAAUCUUGCUGAAGGGAAAGUGAAAAUAAAAGAGGUAGUAGUAUCGACUAUCGACACUUUGUGCUCGGAGCAGGUGAUAAUAUCUAGAUUGUGGUAGCGAGUGGUGACCAGUGGGUAUGAUUCUGACAGUUCAUAUGCGCUGAAGAUGCCAGGAUCCUAUAAGAGAACUCUUGAACUGAAGUAAAUUUCCAGUCAGGAAUGCUGACCACAUUAGUCAUAUCUAUUGUUCACACGGUAAAGCAUACACCAAAUUUAUUAUAUAUGAAUCUGUGUAUUCUUCAUGCUUACAUGUUUGGAGUACAAUGAAAGGACUGGCUUGAUUAAACCUGUUGCUAUAUAAAUGCAACCCUCAAUUGACAUGGUUCUUAUAUAUUGCCGUGUAACAGUUAAUAUUAUGUACUCGUUUGUGUGUGUAAACUGAUUAGCAACUACUUCGAUGAGGAUAGGUGAUCAGUCAGGUUUGGAAUUGUUCCCUCCCUCCUGAUGCACGAAAAAUAUUAGUUAGCCUGCAUGCAGAUAUGAUUCAUAUGUUGCAUGUUAAUUUGGUUUGAGGUUAAGGUUACGCCUAGCUAUUUGUAAUUUCUUUCAC
Molecule: messenger RNA, 2720 nt
Organism: Argentina anserina (silverweed cinquefoil)
Lineage: Eukaryota; Viridiplantae; Streptophyta; Magnoliopsida; Rosales; Rosaceae
Product: F-box protein SKIP14
Exons: 2
Coding region: 452-1942 (496 amino acids)
Cellular component (GO): cytoplasm
Molecular function (GO): protein binding
Source: RefSeq, a predicted model, not a curated record